CAGCUGUCACAUCAGGAUGCCUCCAAGCGGCAAGCUGUCCUUGUCCCUGCCGCCUCCUGCGCCGAUUAACGCACCCGAGGUGCGGGCAACUCUGAAAGAGACGGCCUGAUCUCUCUGGGACGGCACCAACAGGUCAAUCAUGCAAAGGACAUGGGCAUUGGCGCUUCUGAGCGCCCUUGCUCAUGGCCCUCUAGCUGCAGCUGAUAGCUUGCCGCGGGGUGUUGGACCCGAGUUUGCCAAGUUCUACACGAGCAAAUCCUCCUUUACGUGCAUCAGCAAUCCCUCCAUUACCCUCUCGUCAUCCCAGAUCAACGACAACUCGUGCGACUGCCCCGAUGGGUCCGAUGAGCCAGGCACCGCGGCCUGCUCGCACAUCGAUUCGAUGUCGCCCGAGCAGCCCCUCCCCGGCUCGGUAACGGGCAGCACUAACACAACGAAUGCCCUACCCGGCUUUUGGUGCGCCAAUGCGGGCCAUGUUGGGAGCUACAUACCUUUCAUGUACGUCAACGACGGCGUCUGCGACUACGAGCUGUGCUGUGACGGAAGUGACGAGUUCGCGCAUGUCGGUGGGGUUCAAUGCGAAAACCGCUGCGACGAGAUCGGCAAGGAGCACCGUCGCCUCGAGCAGGAGCGCCGGCAGGCCAGGGAGAGGUCGCUGAAGCGGAGACGGACCAUGGUGAAGGAGGCCCGGGAGCUGCGCCGCAGGGUGGAGGCCAAGGUUGCUGCGCUGAAGUCGGAACUCGAGGGUCUCAAGACCAAACAAGCCGACCUACAAAAGAAGUACGAGGAGGUAGAGCGCUCCGAGAGGAACAAGGUCGUCAAGACCGAGGGCCAGGGAGGGAAACUUGGCGUGCUAGUCAGCCUGGCCAAAGCUCGCGUUUCCGAGCUCCGAAAUGCCCUGGACGAUGUGUUGGACCAACGGGACGAUCUGCAAGACAGGGUCGAGCAGCUCGAGGACAUUCUCCGCAAGCUGAAGGAGGAGUACAACCCCAACUUCAAUGACGAAGGCGUCAAGGCGGCAGUCAAGAACUGGGAAGACUAUGCUGCUGGCCGGGCUAGCGAGAAGAAAUCCGACCUCGCGGACGCUGAUAUCAUGGAGAUGCUGAAAGAGGACGGCGAGACUUCAGGCAUUAACUGGGCCGACUUCGAGAAUCCUGAUGCGAGCGAUGUAGACGUUGUUUACAACUGGGAGGCGUAUCUACCGCGCCCAGUCAGCGAUUUUAUCCGCGACAAGAUCAACCUUUUGCGCAGUUGGGCCGUCGCGAAUGGCAUAUUGGCGGACAACCGGGGUGGCGGCGGCGAGUCUCGGCUGGUCACCGCGGCCAGGGAAGCGCUGGAUGCGGCGAAGAGUGAGUUCUCGUCCAAAUCGUCGACGCUGGAAGAGCAACAGCGCGAUCUCGAGAAGGACUAUGGCCCGGACGACAUUUUCCGCGCCCUCAAGGGAAAGUGCAUCAGCAGCGACGUGGGCGAAUACGAGUAUGAGCUCUGCUGGAUCGACCGGACCACACAGAAGAGCAAAAAGGGCCACGGCAACACGAACAUGGGCUACUUUGUGAGCAUCGACAAGGAGUUCGCGGACGAGGAGGAGAGGGCCGAUGGAAAGAGCCUGGGCAAGGGCGAGCGGAUGGUGCUCCGGUACGAGAACGGUCAGGGCUGCUGGAACGGCCCGAACCGGAGAACAGAUGUCUGGCUCGUGUGCGCCGAGGCGGACGAACUUUGGCGCGUGACCGAGUCCGAGAAAUGUGUCUACAAGAUGGAGGUAGGGACACCAGCUGCCUGCGAAGAGGCCCAGGAGCCCGCCGCGGUGGCCAAGGACGAGUUGUAGCUCUCUUGAGGUCAUGUUGUGGUACCAAGAGGGAGUUGUGUUCCUGAGUAGGAUUGUCUGGGAAUCUGGCAAUUGUACACAAUGGCACUAGAGUCGAGGCAGUAGACCGAUCUUCUUGUACCCUGAGUGGAAA
Messenger RNA from Thermothielavioides terrestris NRRL 8126, 1958 nucleotides. RefSeq lists its product as uncharacterized. Gene Ontology annotation, cellular component: glucosidase II complex. Gene Ontology annotation, biological process: N-glycan processing. The transcript is spliced from 3 exons. Lineage: Eukaryota; Fungi; Ascomycota; Sordariomycetes; Sordariales; Chaetomiaceae. The record is from RefSeq and is a predicted model, not a curated record. Bases 140 to 1825 code for a protein of 561 amino acids.